Microdochium trichocladiopsis is the source of this 979-nucleotide messenger RNA. Its product is annotated as RmlC-like cupin domain-containing protein. The coding region runs from base 144 to 824 and encodes 226 amino acids. Gene Ontology annotation, biological process: quinolinate metabolic process; 'de novo' NAD+ biosynthetic process from L-tryptophan. Lineage: Eukaryota; Fungi; Ascomycota; Sordariomycetes; Xylariales; Microdochiaceae. The record is from RefSeq and is a predicted model, not a curated record. Gene Ontology annotation, cellular component: cytoplasm. The transcript has 3 exons. Gene Ontology annotation, molecular function: 3-hydroxyanthranilate 3,4-dioxygenase activity; iron ion binding.
GUGUUUUCUCUCUCCGGGACUUGCAAUCUUCUUCUUCAGAACAGCCCCGUCCAGCCAUAGAAUAGCCCCUGCAUAUCCAGCACAGCCUGUGGCUUCAAGAUCGACACAGCAAUAUCUAUACGCGCACAUACAAGAAACUCGCGAUGCCGCUUGGUCCGCCUGUCAACCUGCCCAAGUGGCUCGAGGAGAACUCACACCUCCUCAAACCACCCGUCAACAACUACUGCGUGUAUAACGAAGGCUUCACAGUCAUGAUCGUAGGCGGCCCCAACGCCCGCACAGACUACCACAUCAACGAAACCCCAGAGUACUUCUACCAGCACAAGGGCGCCAUGAUGCUCAAGGUCGUCGACACCGUCCCUACUGCUGCGGCUGCUGCUGCUGCUUCUUCAUCUGGCGCUGGCACCACCACAAAGCAGGUUUUCAAAGACAUCAUCAUCCGCGAGGGCGACAUGUUCCUCCUCCCCGCCAACACGCCGCACAACCCCGUGCGCUUCGCCGACACGGUCGGCGUGGUGCUCGAGCAGCGCCGGCCCGAGGGCAGCCUGGACCGGAUGCGCUGGUACUGCCAGUCCGACACCUGCGCCGGCAACAGCACCGGUGGUGGGACAGAGGCAGAGGCAGAGGCUGAGGCUGAGGCGCCCACCAUCGUCCACGAGGCGAGCUUCCACUGCACGGACCUCGGCUCGCAGAUCAAGGAGGCCAUCGCGGCCUUCAUGGCGAGCGACGAGAAGCGCAAGUGUCCCCGGUGCGGGACGCUGGCCAGCUCCCUGCCCAGGGAAGGGUCGAUCCAGGACCCGAAUCUUGUUUCCGCCGCUGCUUGAAUCCCCCCAUCCCCCACGCACACUUUGGGGAUCACGUUCGCCAGAGUUCAGCAAAUAGGCUCAAGAUGUGAAGGGAGGUUCAAACCAAAGUUGCCAUGAUUAUUAUGCUAUAACUACCUAUAACUAUGCCAAAUCCUCGUACGGUCUCGAUCCUG